Penicillium arizonense is the source of this 339-nucleotide messenger RNA. RefSeq names its product LYR motif-containing protein. NCBI's taxonomy places the organism in Eukaryota, Fungi, Ascomycota, Eurotiomycetes, Eurotiales, Aspergillaceae. The transcript is spliced from 5 exons. The coding region runs from base 1 to 339 and encodes 112 amino acids. Gene Ontology annotation, cellular component: mitochondrion; L-cysteine desulfurase complex. Gene Ontology annotation, biological process: iron-sulfur cluster assembly. The record is from RefSeq and is a predicted model, not a curated record.
AUGUCCGUCGCAUCGCUGCACCGUGAUGCUGGUUUCCAGGUCCGGUCUUUGUUCCGCUCCCUUCUGCGUCAAUCCGGCCAAUUUUCCAACUAUAACUUCCGUGAAUAUGCCCGUCGCAAGACAAGAGAUUCGUUCCGCGAGCACCAAAACGUGACGGAGGAACGUCGGGUACAAGAACUGAUGCAAGAGGGUCUUCAGAGCCUGCGCUUGCUCAAGCGCCAAACGAUCAUCAGUCAAUUCUAUCAGCUGGACAAGCUGGUGGUGGAGGGCCAGAACGCCGGCAAGGAAACAGGCGACCAUGGAGGCAUUGUGCGCCAGAAGGACACUGGCUGGGAUUAA